GCGAGCCGGCCAAAGGGGAAGGGCAGUCCCACCUGCUUCAGAGUCCCCCGGUUUGUCACGGUACUUGCUGCCUCUGGAUUCCCCGGAAGCUUCGGCUCUGCAUCUUUGUUCCGGCUAUUAGGAGUAGCAUUUGUGGUCCUAAAAAUGGAAGCGCCGGGGAGGCAGGUGGUGAUUGCGGAAGAGACGGAGGCCUGGAUGGAACGAGCCGUAAACAUGGCUAAGAAAGCACUGGAAAACGGUGAAGUGCCUGUUGGCUGUCUCAUGGUCUACAAUAGAGAGGUCAUAGGGAAAGGGAAGAAUGAAGUGAACAAAACUAAAAAUGCUACUCGCCAUGCAGAAAUGGUUGCAAUUGAUCAGGUGAUAGACUGGUGUCAUCAACACAAGAAGGACCCUGAAGAAGUAUUUGGGCACUCCGUGUUAUAUGUCACUGUAGAGCCUUGCAUAAUGUGUGCAGCUGCCCUGCGCAUAAUGAAAAUCCCACUUGUUGUAUAUGGCUGCCAAAAUGAACGGUUUGGAGGUUGUGGCUCUGUUUUGGACAUCUCUUCACCCAUCUUAACAGACACAGGAGAACCAUUUCAGUGCAUGGCUGGUUAUCGAUCGGAAGAAGCUGUGGAAAUGUUGAAAACAUUCUACAGACAAGAAAACCCAAAUGCACCAAAAUCAAAAGUUCGAAAAAAGGAAUGUGUUAAAUGAAAAGCAAAACUGACCCCUGGAAGAGUAACAAACUACCCAAAGACUUAUGUGAUUAUUUCCUUCCCUUGGCUAGUUACCACUGAGAUGCAGAGAAAGUCAUAUCUGUUCCUUUGCAAGAUGUCCAAAUAUUUUAUUUAAAAUUUUAAAUGAUAUCAAAUUAUCAAAAAAGAAAACGUAAAAAUAUUUAUAAAAGAAUAGUUAAAAAUAGUUUAAAAAAACAGAAAGGGGAAGAGUACCUUUCCCCAUAUAAUAGUUCAGCAUGGUCUGUUCUGGCCCAUGCCAGUUUUGAACUGUAUUGAGGAUGACUUUCAUGGCAUGGUUUGAAAGAUGUAACUUGCCCUGAGGCAGAGCUCGGAGACAGUCAUGUUUGGAUCAGUAGUAUACUCAAUAGUCUGCAUACUUUAACUUGUGGCAGGCCACUGGGAAUCCUUGGCCACCUCCUUCUCAGUAGCAUGCAAAAAUUCACUGUGCCCUGGGGUCUUUGUACUCACCAGCCUGAACUUCAGGAAUGCAUCUACAUGCAAUACUCCCACUGGGAGUGGCUGCCCCUGGUGCUGUCACAAGAACAUGCUGUUAGGUCUAGCUGAGCAUAUUUUUACCAUACCCACUUUCUGAAGGGUAGGUGUUGCUGACAUGAUGGUCAUAUUCAGGGGACAGAAUAAUCUUGCCCACCAGAAAAGUGAUCUAUAACAUUAAUGCCUGGCAUCUCUAGUAUUUUUACUGCAUGAAAAGUGGUACAUCUACAGGAGGUUUAGGACACUUCUGCACAGUGCUUUAACUCUAACCAGAACUACAAAAUUGUACAGUUAUAUAGUGGUUUGGAUCCAGUGGAGAAUUUCUGCAAAUGGAAUGCGGGGUAAUUUUUGUCAGCUUUUCCUUCCUACUACAGAUCAACAAUUCCUCUCUCAUCUGUUCCUGGGACUCCUUCCUCCAAAAGGAGCUGUGUUUCAGGGAUCAUUUUGGUUGCUUGAAGGAGAGGGAGGCAAGGAAGUUCUGAUCUGUUGUCAAAAAUCUCUUUUAUCAGUAGAGCUUUUCUGUAGCAUCCAAGUUGGCGUCUGUUGAAAUAUUCAUCUUGUGCAAGCAAAGUUCAGUGUCCCAAACACAUUUGUAACUUGUACUUGUGAUGUUAUAUUGUAAUGCAGCUAAUUAUUUUUGCCCUUUCUUUAAUGUGGUCAAUUGGCAAAAAGGCAGUUUUUACUCACUUCCACGAUAUUUAUCCCUUACCAAAUUUUAAACAACUGAUCGCCGUAACAAGGAAAAUAAGGAAAAUGGAGGUCCAAGUGGGCUUUUCAUUAUGUUCCUUGAAUGUAGUAUGAUUAUAGUCCAUGAGAGGGCCUUGCUGUUCCAGUAAUAAGCAACCUGGAGAAUUCGGAACUCUUAUUCUUCAAGAAUGUGCACAUCAAGCAAAAACAAAACAAAACCCCAACCUAGAAAAACAAA
Molecule: messenger RNA, 2133 nt
Organism: Sphaerodactylus townsendi
Lineage: Eukaryota; Metazoa; Chordata; Lepidosauria; Squamata; Sphaerodactylidae
Gene: ADAT2
Product: adenosine deaminase tRNA specific 2
Exons: 6
Coding region: 145-693 (182 amino acids)
Biological process (GO): tRNA wobble adenosine to inosine editing
Cellular component (GO): cytoplasm; nucleus
Molecular function (GO): tRNA-specific adenosine-34 deaminase activity; zinc ion binding
Source: RefSeq, a predicted model, not a curated record